CAGAUAAGCCCCAUCCCCUGUGGCCGGCGGCUGUAGCGGUGCGUUCACAGGACUUUUUUCCGGAGUGUUUGAAAGUUGUCAACAGAGGGAAGACGACGACGGAGUAGAAUAAGUAGAGUCAGAGGAGCGGAGAGUCUGAGCGGCUUCACACCGACAGCAGAGCUCAGAGGAGGGAUGGGCUGCACCCACAGCAAGAAGAAAAGCAAAGGCAAGAAGGGAGAGAAGACACAGAAAGACAAGAGCCGCCAAGAUGAAGGAGAUAAACGUGCGUCGGCUGAGCAGGACGUCUGUCUGGAGAAGCAGCUGGAGCGGUUCGAGUGGCAGCUGAGGAUUUUAAAGGAAGUGCUCUCAGCCAACGGGAACCCGGAGAGGGCGGAGCUCCUGAAAGACCACGCCGAUGAAGACGUGUGCGCCCUGGUCCUGAGCAUCCUCGAUAAGGUGAAAACAGAGACGACGGCUGAUUUAAACGUCCUGCAUGAGCAGAGAAGUAAAACGGCUACUGAGGAACAUGAGAGACGCGUGGAAGAGCUGCAGAAAAAACACGAACAGGAGAAAAAUCAACUGACAGAAAAGUUUCACGCUGCUGAGAACAUCCUGAAGGGUAAAGUGGAGGAGCUGACGGCGGAGCUUCAGGUUUACAACGAGCUGAAGAGGAGAGUCGAAGAAUCAACGUUCAAGAAGGACCUGCAGAGAAACAUACAGGCUCACGGCAGCCCAGGGGCAUUCUGGGAGGAGCAGGAGUCUCUGCUGUUUGUCAUUGAGAUGAAGAAUGAGCGAGUGCAGGAGCAGAGCAGGAAGCUGCAGCAGAUGGACGAUCUGGUGGAGAAGAAUUUGUCUUGAGAUCAGAUCAUCCACAUCCUGCAGCAGAACGAGGAUCUCAGAGUCCGGAUCGACAACUGCCAGACUCUGAUUCAGUAUGUGAUUUCUGAAAGUGCAGUUAGAUAGAACAGAGAGUGUUUACUAACACCUGCUUAUUAUGCAUGAAUCUAGCGCCACCUACUGGAUAUUAUCUGUCUGCUGUAAAGUAUGAUCCACAGUUUCCUCUGUUUUCAGCACUUAACCAUUUUAGUUAGAGGAUAAAGGACUGUGCAAACGUUUUAGGC
Molecule: messenger RNA, 1103 nt
Organism: Lates calcarifer (barramundi perch)
Lineage: Eukaryota; Metazoa; Chordata; Actinopteri; Centropomidae
Product: coiled-coil domain-containing protein 69-like
Cellular component (GO): cytoplasm; nucleus
Molecular function (GO): microtubule binding
Source: RefSeq, a predicted model, not a curated record